Messenger RNA from Cyprinodon tularosa, 4788 nucleotides. It is a transcript of the gene slc12a2, whose product is annotated as solute carrier family 12 member 2. The coding region runs from base 272 to 3658 and encodes 1128 amino acids. Gene Ontology annotation, molecular function: sodium:potassium:chloride symporter activity; ammonium channel activity. The record is from RefSeq and is a predicted model, not a curated record. Gene Ontology annotation, biological process: sodium ion transmembrane transport; chloride ion homeostasis; potassium ion homeostasis. NCBI's taxonomy places the organism in Eukaryota, Metazoa, Chordata, Actinopteri, Cyprinodontiformes, Cyprinodontidae. The transcript has 27 exons. Gene Ontology annotation, cellular component: membrane.
CCGCAGUGUGUAUAAUAACCGGCGGAGCGGCGCUGGGAGUCUAGGAGGAGCCGCGGCAAGGUCGACAGCAGCAUCCCUCACAGCGAGCCCCGCAGCGGACCCGCCUGACGCCGAAAACUCGCUGGAACUUUUAGGACUUUCUUCCUCGGAGAAGAGAAGCCGGGCGGGGAAGGCAGCAGCCAUCUGCCGCCUCUCUCAGCGGGGCUUUUACUGGCGCUAGCCGGGCGGUUGGGACGGUUCACCUCCAUUACUCAGCAGACGAGCCGCAGACAUGUCGGAGCCACCCGCAGCCCCGCAGAGCGAGCUUCUAGCUCCGGAGGGCGAGCCAAGGCCGCUCGGUCCCACUCCCAGCCAGAGCCGCUUCCAGGUGGAUCUGGUGUCCGAGGCGGCGGGCGCCUCCGAGGGGAAGGCUGAAAACCCGGGGGCCGGAGGAGAGGAGGCCAAGGGCCGCUUCAGAGUGGUGAACUUUGCGGAUCCCAGCGGCUCUGGGAGCGGGGCCUCCCCGGAGGGAGGGCCGCCAGAGGGGUUACAGAACGGAGACACGGUGAUGAGCGAGAGCAGCCUGCAUUCCUCCACGGGGGGCCAGCAUCACUACCACUAUGACACCCACACCAACACCUACUACCUGCGGACCUUUGGACACAACACCAUCGAUGCCGUCCCCAAGAUAGACUUCUACCGGCAGACCGCGGCGCCUCUGGGGGAGAAGCUGGUCAGACCCACCCUGUCGGAGCUCCACGACGAGCUGGACAAGGAGCCGUUUGAGGAUGGCUUCCCUAACGGCGACGAGCUGACGCCGGCUGAAGAGGCCGCAGCCAAGGAGGCGGCCGAGCCCAAAGGAGUGGUCAAGUUCGGCUGGAUCAAGGGGGUUCUGGUCCGCUGCAUGUUGAACAUCUGGGGAGUGAUGCUGUUCAUCCGUAUGACCUGGAUCGUGGGCCAGGCAGGGAUCGCUCUAGCCUGUGUGAUCGUUGGCAUGGCAACCGUGGUCACCACCAUCACCGGCCUCUCCACCUCUGCCAUUGCCACCAACGGAUUCGUGCGAGGAGGGGGGGCCUACUACCUGAUCUCCAGGAGUCUGGGACCAGAGUUCGGAGGCUCUAUUGGCCUGAUCUUCGCCUUCGCCAACGCCGUGGCCGUAGCCAUGUACGUGGUCGGCUUUGCUGAGACUGUGGUGGAACUUCUCCGAGGCGUGGAUGCGCUGAUGACAGAUGAAAUCAACGACAUCCGGAUCAUCGGCACCAUCACCAUAAUCCUUCUCCUGGGCAUCUCUGUGGCAGGGAUGGAGUGGGAGGCCAAGGCCCAGAUCUUCCUGCUGAUUGUCCUCAUCACCGCCAUUUUCAACUACUUUAUUGGAUCCUUCAUUCCUGUGAAGUCAAAGGAACCUCGAGGCUUCUUUAGAUACGACGGUGACCUCAUGUGGGAGAACAUGGGGCCGGACUUCCGAGGAGAGACGUUCUUCUCAGUCUUCGCCAUCUUCUUCCCUGCAGCAACCGGUAUCCUGGCGGGGGCCAAUAUUUCCGGGGACCUUGCAGACCCUCAGAUGGCGAUCCCCAAAGGAACUCUGCUGGCCAUCCUGAUCACAGGAAUAGUCUACAUGGGGGUGGCCAUCUCCACAGGCUCCUGCAUUGUGAGGGACGCCACUGGAAAUGUGAAUGACACCCUCACUGGAGACUUCCUGAAAAACUGCACGAGCGCUGCCUGCAAGUUUGGCUACGACUUCUCCAGCUGUAAUAUAUCUGAAAAACCCUGCCGCUACGGACUCCACAAUGACAUGCAGGUGAUGAGCGUGGUUUCAGGGUUCUCCCCCAUCAUCUCCGCUGGGAUCUUCUCUGCCACGCUGUCCUCUGCGCUGGCCUCCUUAGUGAGCGCGCCCAAAGUUUUCCAGGCUUUGUGUAAAGACAACAUCUACCCUUACAUCGGCGUGUUUGCCAAAGGGUACGGGAAGAACAACGAGCCGCUGCGGGGGUACUUCCUGACCUUCGGCAUCGCUCUGGGCUUCAUCCUCAUCGCGGAGCUGAACACCAUCGCACCGAUCAUCUCCAACUUCUUCCUGGCUUCCUAUGCCUUGAUCAAUUACUCGGUGUUCCACGCAUCGCUGGCCAACUCUCCAGGCUGGCGGCCCAGCUUCAGGUACUACAACAUGUGGGUGGCCCUGGCCGGCGCCGUGCUGUGCUGCGUAGUGAUGUUCGUCAUCAACUGGGCGGCGGCGCUCCUCACCAACGUCAUCGUCAUGGGACUCUACAUCUAUGUGUGCCACAAGAAGCCAGAUGUGAACUGGGGCUCGUCCACGCAGGCCCUGACCUACCAGCAGGCGCUGAGCCACACGCUGCACCUCAGCGCCGUGGAGGACCACGUCAAGAACUUCAGGCCCCAGUGCUUGGUGAUGACCGGUUACCCCAACUCCCGGCCUGCCCUCCUGGACCUGGUUCACUCCUUCACCAAGAAUGUGGGCCUGAUGAUCUGUGGCCACGUCCGCAUGGGCUACAGGAAGCCGAACUUCAGAGAUCUAGCUGCAGACCAGUCCCGGUACCAGCGCUGGCUGAUGAGGAAUGAGACCAAGGCCUUCUACACGCCUGUGUUUGCUGAGGACCUGAGACAAGGUUCCCAGUACCUGCUCCAGGCUGCUGGUCUGGGUCGUCUGCGGCCGAACACGCUGGUGCUCGGCUUCAAGAACGACUGGAGAGACGGAGACAUGAUGAACGUGGAGACCUACAUCAACAUGAUCCACGACGCGUUUGACUUCCAGUACGGCGCGGUGAUCCUGCGGCUGAAGGAGGGGCUGGACGUGUCUCACAUCCAAGGACAAGAUGAGCUGUUGUCCUCCCAGGAGAAAUCAGGAGCCAAGGACGUCAUCGUUUCCAUGGACACCAGCAAAGACUCGGACUGUGACUCAUCCAAGCUGUCUUCAAAGACCACCAGCCUUCAGAACAGUCCAGCUGCACAGAAAGAAGACGAUGAAGAUGGCAAAGCUACAACGCAGCCCCUGUUGAAAAAAGGCAAGAAGAGUCCAACGGUUCCACUGAACAGUUCUGACCAGCGGCUGCUGGAGGCCAGCCAGCAGUUCCAGCAGAAACAGGGGAAAGGCACCGUGGACGUCUGGUGGCUGUUUGAUGACGGAGGUCUGACCCUGCUCAUCCCCUACCUUCUGACCAACAAGAAGAGGUGGAAGGAUUGCAAGAUCCGCGUUUUCAUUGGAGGGAAGAUCAACCGGAUCGAUCACGACCGCCGAGCGAUGGCGACUCUGCUGAGCAAGUUCAGGAUAGACUUCUCUGACAUCAACGUGCUGGGGGACAUCAACACCAAGCCCAAGAAGGAGCAUGUGGCGGCCUUCGAAGAGAUGGUGGAGCCCUACCGGCUGAAGGAGGACAACAUGGAGCUGGAGGCGGCGGAGCGGCUGAAGAACAGCGAGCCCUGGAGGAUCACAGACAACGAGCUGGAGCUGUACCGCGCCAAGACCAACCGCCAGAUCCGCCUGAACGAGCUGCUGAAGGAGCACUCUGCCACCGCCAACCUCAUCGUCAUGAGCCUCCCGUUGGCGAGGAAAGGCGCGGUCUCUAGCGCCCUCUACAUGGCGUGGCUGGAGGCGCUGUCCAAGGACCUGCCCCCCAUCCUGCUGGUGCGGGGGAACCACCAGAGCGUCCUGACCUUCUACUCCUAGAAGCAGAUCCCAGUGUUCCCAGUGGAGCUCCCAUCACAGCCGGACACUGACCAUGGGGGGGGGGGUCCUCUAUUUAUUUCAGAUUCUUUUUCUUUCUAGUUUAGUUUUUCCAAUUGAAUGAAUCCUAGUUCUGGGGGGGGGGGGGGGGGGGGUGAUGCAGCAAUAACGUUCCUUCCAGAUGUGCCUUCAGGUCGGAGCGACGAUGCGUCCCAUCAUCAGAUCAUCUGACCCGCUUCCUGUCCUUCUUUCCCCGUUGGGUCGCUGUGGUUCUGGAUCAGGUUCUGAUUGGUCCGGUUCUUGUGCUCCUCCCCCUGAGGACUGACCGGUUCUGGAAACACUCUGGGUUCUGACGUGGUUCUGAUGUCGGGCUGCUCCUCGGUACCACAGAACCUCCAUGCUUUAGGAAGCGGCGCCGGCCGGGUAGCGAAGCAUUUGGACCUGAUGUGUUUUGAGCCGCCUGGUUCUUGUCCUCCAUCUUGGCGGUCCAGAACCAGCGACCCAGAUGUUCCAUCGCCGUCCCAUAAACACGCCUUUCGUUUCGUUUGGUUCAGAAUAAUCUAAUCUCAGCUCUGAAUGUAUGGUUGCCAUGGGAACAGCGGGUUUUGGUCGCCCCCUCCCUCCGGAUGAACACAUUAAUCUGUAUCUAGGCGUAUAAUCUCUGUAGAAACGAGCGUAGAUCUGCGGCUCCUUGGACCAAUCAGACGUCCGAAGCGUCUUCCUCCCAGUGCUUCCAGUUCAGCGGUCCCAGCGGUGACUGGGAGCCACUGGGGGCCUCCCAGCUGUAAAUAGGCUUCCUGGCUCAUCCUGAAGACGUAUUUAUUUUAGCUUCUUCCUGUGAAACGUUUGGUUUUGGUUUCUAGUUAAUUUGCAUGUUUUUCCUCCUUUUUCUCCUUUUAAUUUAAGAAAUAUUCUUUUUGACGGUUUCUAUCGUUUCGAUGCCUUUUAGACGAAGCGGCGGCGUCCUGCUUUAUGCAAACAUGAACGGGUCGACCUGGCCGGCUGCAGCAGCCAUUAUUUCAUCCACUGCACUGUUAACGGUCACAGAUAUGCUUUUCUAACAUUUUAACACUUAUGAUUAUUCAUACUUUGUAUAUCUUUAUUGCAAUAAAUCAAAUGAAAUCUGUAACGUU